Messenger RNA from Hyaena hyaena (striped hyena), 3753 nucleotides. RefSeq names its product insulin receptor substrate 4 (gene IRS4). The coding region runs from base 1 to 3753 and encodes 1250 amino acids. Gene Ontology annotation, molecular function: phosphatidylinositol 3-kinase binding; insulin receptor binding. Gene Ontology annotation, biological process: insulin receptor signaling pathway. Gene Ontology annotation, cellular component: cytosol; plasma membrane. The transcript has a single exon. NCBI's taxonomy places the organism in Eukaryota, Metazoa, Chordata, Mammalia, Carnivora, Hyaenidae. The record is from RefSeq and is a predicted model, not a curated record.
AUGGCGAGUUGCUCCUUCGCUCGCGACCAGGCGACAAGGAGGCUGAGAGCUGCGGCAGCGGCAACAGCGGCAGCGCUAGCUGCGGUGGCGACCACCCCGCUUCUUCUCUCGGGCACGCCGACCGCACUCAUUGGGACCGGGUCGUCUUGUCCGGGAGCCAUGUGGCUCUCUACGGCCACUGGCUCCCGGUCAGACUCUGAGUCCGAUGAAGAGGACCUCCCCGUCGGGGACGAAGUCUGCAAACGCGGCUACCUGAGGAAGCAGAAGCAUGGGCACUGGCGCUACUUCGUGCUCAAACUCGAGACCGCCGACGCCCCAGCUCGGCUAGAAUACUACGAAAAUGCCAGGAAGUUCCGGCACAGUGUCCGCGCCGCGGCGGCGGCGGCGGCGGCGGCCGCCUCUGGCGCCGCGGUCCCCGCGCUCAUCCCACCGCGGCGCGUGAUCACCCUGUACCAGUGCUUCUCGGUGAGCCAGCGGGCCGACGCAAGGUACCGACACCUCAUCGCCCUCUUCACCCAGGACGAGUACUUCGCGAUGGUGGCCGAGAACGAGUCGGAGCAAGAGAGCUGGUACUUGCUGCUCAGCCGCCUCAUCCUCGAGAGCAAGCGCCGCCGCUGCGGCACGCCCGGCGCGCAGCCGGAUGGAGAGCCGGCCGCGCUGGCGGCUGCAGCGGCGGCGGAGCCACCCUUCUACAAAGAUGUGUGGCAGGUAAUAGUCAAACCCAGGGGGCUGGGGCACAGAAAAGAGCUGAGCGGCGUGUUCCGGCUCUGUCUUACCGACGAGGAGGUCGUCUUUGUGAGGUUGAACACCGAAGUGGCCAGCGUGGUCGUCCAGCUCCUGAGCAUCCGUCGCUGCGGUCAUUCGGAGCAGUAUUUCUUCUUGGAAGUCGGCAGGUCCACCGUCAUCGGUCCGGGGGAGCUCUGGAUGCAGGUCGAUGACUGCGUGGUGGCCCAAAACAUGCACGAGCUGUUUCUGGAGAAGAUGAGAGCCCUGUGUGCAGACGAAUACAGAGCGCGCUGCCGCAGCUACAGCAUCAGCAUCGGCGCCCACCUGUUAACCCUGCUGUCCGCUAGGAGGCACCUGGACAUGCUGCCGCUGGAGCCCGGCGGCUGGCUGAGAAGGUCCCGCUUUGAGCAGUUUUGCCACCUCAGGGCCAUCGGGGACGGGGAAGACGAGAUGCUCCUCACCAGGCGCUACAUAACACGCAGCGAGCCCGUGCCCCCCUCCAGGCGAGGAAGACUGCACCUGCCCAGAGCGCGGAGGUCCAGGAGAGCGGUUUCAGUGCCAGCCAGCUUUUUUCGCCGCUUAACAGCUAGCCCAGUGCGGGCCCCGCAUCCCGCAGAAGCCCCCAACCAUGGAGCUUGCCCGUCCUCUGAAGCCUCCGGCCCUGGCAACUCUGGGGAAGAAGACAGUCCUCAGGGCAAACAGAAUCAGGAAGGAAACGAAGGUGACUACAUGCCCAUGAACAACUGGGGCUCCGGAAAUGGCCGGGGUUCCGGAGGCGGCCAGGGCUCAAGUGGCCAAGGCUCCAGUAGCCAGAGUUCAGGAGGGAGCCAGUGCUCGGGAGGGGGGCAGGGCUCUGGAGCUGGCCAGGGCUCAAGGGGUGGCCAGGGCUCAAGCAGUGGCCAAGGCUCAGGGGGCCAGGGGGCAGGAGGAAACCAGCGUUCAGGAGAUGGCCAGGGCACUGCAGGCGGGUACGGCUCAGGCAGUGGCCAGGGAGCCAGCGGCGGUGGACACGGCUCGGGCAGUGGGCAGGGACCUGGAGAUGGCCAUGGCUCAGGCGGUGGCAAGAACUCUGGAGGGGGCAAAGGCUCGGGAGGUGGGAAGACCCCUGAUGGCAGUGGUGAACGUGGAAAAUCUCUGAAGAAAAGAUCCUACUUUGGCAAAUUAACUCAAAGCAAGCAGCAGCAAAUGCCACCACCUCCACCUUCUCCACCUCCACCCCCUCCGGCUGCAGCAACUGGUGGUAAAGGGAAGUCUGGGGGAAGGUUCCGACUCUAUUUUUGUGCCGACAGAGGAGCCACAAAAGAACGUAAAGAAGUCAAAGAGACAGAGACCCCAGAAGGAGCAGCUCGGGGGCCCCACAGAGCCAGAGCUUUUGAUGAAGAUGAGGAUGACCCAUACGUGCCAAUGAGGCCAGGGGUGGCCGCCCCUCUGGCAAGCUCCAGUGAUUACAUGCCAAUGGCUCCUCAAAACUUCUCUGCUUCAAAACGCCACUCUCGAUCACCUUUUGAAGAUUCAAGAGGGUACAUGAUGAUGUUUCCCAGAGUGAGCCCACCACCUGCCCCAAGCCCUCCAAAAGAGCCGGAUCCUCAUAAGGAGGAUGAGGCAAAAGACAAUGACAGUGACAGCGACUAUAUGUUUAUGGCACCCGGAGCCGGUGCAAUUCCGAAAAACCCCCCAAACCCUGAGGGUGGUUCUUCCUCUAAAAGUUGGAGCUCCUACUUUUCUCUGCCAAACACCUUUCAGGGCUCCCCGUUGGGACAGAGUGACCACAGUGAGUAUGUACCAAUGUUACCUGGAAAAUUCCUGGGGAAGGGCCUAGACAAAGAAGCCUCAUCUAACAGGGGCCCCAAAGAUGCAGUUUCAAAGCUUUCCGUUGAGGGAUCGUUCUCAAAGCCUGGAGAUGGGGGGGCACCUUCAAAGCCUGCAGAUAAUGGGCCCCCCAAGAACAAGGCUAAGAGACCUAACCGCUUUUCUUUUAUUACAAAAGGAUAUAAAAUCAAGCCCAAAUCACAAAAGCCCACACGUGAGCAGAGAGAAGCUGACAGCUCUGGUGACUACGUCAACAUUGACUUCACUAAGAGAGAUAGCAAUAUGCCAGCCCCCUUUAUCCAAAGACUGCCAGGUUCGUGGAGCAUCAUUGCUGGCCCCAGACCACCAGCUUUCUCUAAUUAUGUGAAUGUUGAGUUCGGAGUGCCAUUUCCGAACCCAGCUCACCGCCUCUCAAAUCUAUUACGAGCUUUUCCAGGUGCCAAUCCCCUCUUUCUGGAAGGUGCUAGGUGGCCACUUGUGUCUCUUCUUCCCAGUGCUCUAGGUGGCAAUGCUAAUGAGGAAGAGGGUGACUACAUCGAAGUGAUUUUCAAUCCAGCAAUGACACCAGCCGUGCCUUUUGCUGACAGUGCCAUCCGCUAUGAUGCUGAAACAGGUCGAAUCUAUGUGGUCGACCCAUUUUCUGAGUGCUGUAUGGACAUUUCUCUCUCCCCCAGCCGCUGCUCUGAACCACCACCUGUGGCUAGGCUGCUGCAGGAAGACGAGCUGGAGCGCAGACGCCCUCAAAGCCGUUCGCAAAGUUUCUUUGCCUCCGCCAGAGCCGCUGUCUCGGCUUUCCCCACCGACAGCCUCGAGAGAGACCUCUCCGCCUCCUUAGCCUCGGCAGCUGCGCCAGCCGUAGCCGUGGGUCGGGCUUUAGCCGCCGCCUCCGCCCUCGCCGUGGCCCCCGGCUUCGGUGCGGCCGCCAGGGGCUUGGAGGCCGCCGCUGGACUUGACUCCGCCUCUGUCCGCUGGUUCCAACCUGUUGCUAGUGCUGCUGCUGCCCAAGCGGUAAGGGGGGCCCCAGACCCAGGUGCAGACCUGGCCCGAGGUGAGAUCGGGGCUGCAGCGGCCGCCCCCCCACCGCCGCCACCCCGCCGCCGAGUGCCGAGUCCCCCGGAGCGAGAGGAUUCCGACGACGACGACGACGACGACACUUACGUGAGAAUGGACUUUGCCAGACCUGACAACAAGAAGUUCGACUCUCCCCACAGAGGUUAG